AGUGACUGACUGCUCAUAUGAACACAGAGCACUCACACACAGAGCCUCUUACAGAGUGGACCUCGUCUUCUCCUGUGUUCUCUGUUAUUAGUGCUGAGGAAAUACACAAAUACCAAAAGCGUAUAUCUUCAACGAAAGCUUCGGGUUUGUUUCUUUGGUUUUCUUUCAUCAAGUGGUAAGCUCUUUGACGCAACGAAAGACCACCACCGACUGACGGGAUGGCGUUUUGCAAGGUUAUCACGGUCACCAGUUAUCUUCUAUUGGUAUCCUACGGGAUAGGGCUGGGUCAGAAGCAUACAAUACCUGAGUGCAAACGUUCACUUAAAGAACAGCAAGAAGCAGGAGAUGUUGAUUCAUCUGAUCUGGAACAUUAUCUCAAGCUGGCAACCUAUGGAAUGUAUAAAUCUGUAAUCAAGAACAGGGCCUUCUCCAAGGGCAAAGGGAACCCUGGGCACAAGGGUUACGUUGAAGCGGACCACAUCCCACCCCUGGACUCCCUGAAUAGGGCUAAGAAAGAGCCUGAUUUUCAGGAGCUGGAAAGGAUAAAUCCGGCCCUUUAUGAUAUGGUGAUGAGCCUGGAGAACGAUCCGCGGGGGAUGAAACUCUUCGCCAUCCAGGUCACCAAACACCACCACGGGGCCGCUCUGUCCACCGGCAUCAGUAGAGAGUCUCAGGCCGUCAGGGGUGUUCUCGCACGUAGAAUUGCAAGAGGAGAAGCGGUGCCAAUGUUGAAGCAAGCCAUGAUGAUCGCCCACCCAUUUGUUUCCCAGAGUAUGAGAGACGAAGCAGAAAUAUCGAGACGUCCCCCUGAAAACAAAUGCUCACUUUCAGAAGCUAGAACGACGAAAAUCUACAAAAAGGGCUUUCUGGGAUUGAUCGAUUUUAACUACAAUGGACCAAAAGUCAUCACUGAGGAAGAGAGGGAUGAGCUGAAGGAUUAUGUCAGUCAACAUUAUGCCCUAGGUGGAAACUUUGACAAAGAUUCCAUAGAAUACCAAGAGAUCCUUGAAACUGUGAAAAGAUUCACUCCCGAGACAAAUUCACUACCGAGACAAAAAGGGAUUAAAAAAAUAACAAAAAGGGUUGGAAAACACACCAUCAAAAAACAAAACAGGCAUGUGUUUCCGCGUUUAGCAAGGGUUUCGCAAGUACGUCCACACCAGAAGCGACCAAAGCGUCAAAGACGCUUUGGUCGCUCAUAAAGUUUCGCUGCGAAUAUUUCUGUUCGCUUUGUUCGCUCAUGACGU
Gadus morhua (Atlantic cod) is the source of this 1247-nucleotide messenger RNA. RefSeq lists its product as uncharacterized. The transcript has 4 exons. The coding region runs from base 219 to 1202 and encodes 327 amino acids. The record is from RefSeq and is a predicted model, not a curated record. NCBI's taxonomy places the organism in Eukaryota, Metazoa, Chordata, Actinopteri, Gadiformes, Gadidae.